Dioscorea cayenensis subsp. rotundata (Guinea yam) is the source of this 943-nucleotide messenger RNA. Its product is annotated as BAG family molecular chaperone regulator 1-like. Gene Ontology annotation, biological process: protein stabilization. The transcript is spliced from 5 exons. The coding region runs from base 5 to 814 and encodes 269 amino acids. Gene Ontology annotation, cellular component: cytoplasm. Lineage: Eukaryota; Viridiplantae; Streptophyta; Magnoliopsida; Dioscoreales; Dioscoreaceae. Gene Ontology annotation, molecular function: adenyl-nucleotide exchange factor activity; protein-folding chaperone binding. The record is from RefSeq and is a predicted model, not a curated record.
UCAAAUGAAUUCUUCGAUCUGCAGCUGCCGGGCAUCUCUUCCAACAAGUUCGGCUUUUCAGUCAAGUCUGAAAAUUCCGGUACCGGAUUCGGGCGAAGAAGAGCGAAGAGAUCCGAACCCGUUAAUGACGACGAUGAGCGAUGGAAAAGGUGGUAGUUUCCGGUGGGAGAUGAGGCCCGGUGGGCUGCUCGUUCAGAUGCGAAGCGCUGAUCCCGAGGCAGCAUCGUCGCCGCACGUGCGCGUCAGAGUCACGUGCGGCUCUUCCCGUUAUGAGUUCUCCGUUGCCCCUAACGCCACCACUUUCGGUGAUUUGAAGAAACUUUUGGCCACGGAGACCGGGUUGCAGCCAGCCGAGCAAAGGCUGUUGUACAAAGGGAAGGAGAGAAUGAACAGUGAGUUCUUGGAUGCAUGUGGAGUGAAGGACCGAUCGAAACUCGUGCUCACCGAGGAUCCAUCGAGCUUGGAAAGACGAUACAUUGCUAUGCGAAAGAAUGCUCGCAUCCAAAGCGCGCACCGUGCCAUCUUCACCGUAUCAAUGGAGCUCGACAAGUUGGCUGAUCAGGUUUCGGCAAUUGAGAAAUCGAUCUCAAGUGGGAAUAAAAUGCCGGAAAUUCAGGUUACGACAUUGAUAGAGUUGCUCAUGAGACAAGCAGUCAAGCUUGAUUGCAUUGCAACAGAAGGAGAGACUUCUUUGCAGAAAAAUGUUCAGGCUAAGAGAGUCCAAAACUAUGUUGAAACUUUAGAUGUGCUCAAAAUCAGAAACUCAAGAUUACAGUCCUUUGUUGUAACAUCAAAUUGGGAAAUUUUCAACUAAAACUUAUUUUCUUUUUCCAUUUCAAUCUUAUGUGUUCUAAAGCUUCCAAACAGUGAGUUAUAUUCAUAUCUAUAACUCUUGUAAAUUAUAUAUCAUUUCAGUAUAAAUUCUAUGCUUUCAUUUUUUUUU